AUGGCUGGAAUUUUGUUCAAAGCAGGCCUUGUGGCUGUAGCGCUUGCCGUCAUCUUCCAGGUCACCCUCAAAGAAACUAUCUGGUUGGCUUUUGGCAUCGGGAGGGUGACGCAGCCGAUAUCCGACUUUCCCUACACUUGCCGCAAGAUUGUCGACCCGCGGAUGGAGGCUUGUGAGGAUAUGUGGUUGUCAGAGUCUACGAGGCAAUUGUUUCUUGCUUGUUCUGAUCCUCUUGCACGACCUCACUGGAUGCCAAACGUCGCACAUCUCAACGUCUCAGCACGUUCUCAAAGAGACUCAAUCGUAGCUCUAGACAUCGACAAGCCCGUCAAAAACAGCUUCGAGUUCCGAACCCUCAAGACGCCGGGAUUCCCCGGGACAGCCGGAGACGGCAAGCUCCAGCUGGUAGGCUUUACAGGGAUCGAUAAUCCCGAAUCCGGCUCCAUCGAGCUGCUCGUCAUCAACAACGGACCUUCAGUGGACGCCCAGGGAAAGUUUGUUGAUCAGUAUGCUCAUGGAGCUAAUUCCACGAUUGAUCUUUUUGAGACGGGGCCUGAGGCGACUGAGCUCAAGUUUGUUCGGACUUAUGCUGACAGAAAGAUCGCCACUCCCAACCGUGUUGCGGCUCUGAGCAGAAGUGCUUUCUAUGUCGUUAAUGAUCAUGGCCAAAGCAAAGUUGGCUUGAAAUACAAUCUCUCCCCCUUACUCAGAAACGGAGACGCCAUCUUCUGUGAUGCCGAAACCGGUUGCAAAACCGUCGCUCAAAACUUCAAAUGGCCCAACGGCAUAACCCGUGACAAGAACAACUUGAUCUACAUCCCCUGUUCGUUAUCCGGAACAAUCUCCAUCUACCGCGUCCUCCCCGACAAUACCCUCGAAAAAGUCGACGAGGUAAAGACCGGGUACAGUAUGGACAACCUCUCUGUCGACGCCAACGGGGACAUAUGGGCAGCUGCUUUUCCCGUUGGAGUUGCUAUUUUCAAAGCAUAUGAGGAUCCGUAUAAUUCUUUUCUUCCUGCUACUGCUCUGAGGGUUAGAAAGGUGGAUGGAAAGUAUGUUGUUGAUAAGGUUAUUGAGGAUGGAGAGGGCGAGUUUCUUCCUGCUGCUACGACCGUUGUGCACGAUGCCAAAACUGGUCGGCUGUUUUUUAGCAGUGUCAUUUCGCCUUUCAUCUCCGUGUGCGAGCCAAAGGCUCAGAACUAA
Molecule: messenger RNA, 1203 nt
Organism: Fusarium keratoplasticum
Lineage: Eukaryota; Fungi; Ascomycota; Sordariomycetes; Hypocreales; Nectriaceae
Exons: 4
Coding region: 1-1203 (400 amino acids)
Source: RefSeq, a predicted model, not a curated record